Molecule: messenger RNA, 1405 nt
Organism: Sinocyclocheilus grahami
Lineage: Eukaryota; Metazoa; Chordata; Actinopteri; Cypriniformes; Cyprinidae
Product: glutamine synthetase-like
Exons: 7
Coding region: 132-1250 (372 amino acids)
Cellular component (GO): cytoplasm
Molecular function (GO): glutamine synthetase activity
Source: RefSeq, a predicted model, not a curated record
GAAGAAGAAGAAGCUGUUUGUUAGGAUGAUGAGAGACAAGCACACAGGAUUCUUUUUUAAAACCCUCUGGAAACACUGGGACUCGUAUAGUGACUAUUUAUUUUCGUUGAUAGGUUUGAUAUAGCACCACCAUGGCCACUUCAGCCAGUUCCAUGCUGAGCAAAGCUGUGAAACCGCAGUAUAUGGACCUCCCUCAGGGAGACCAGGUUCAGGCUAUGUACAUCUGGAUUGAUGGUACCGGAGAGGGAUUGAGAUGCAAGACCAGGACUCUAGAUUCAGAACCUAAGACCAUUGAAGAUCUUCCUGAAUGGAACUUUGAUGGCUCCAGCACAUACCAGUCAGAGGGGUCCAACAGUGACAUGUACUUGAUCCCACAAGCCAUGUUCAGAGACCCUUUCAGGAAGGACCCCAACAGACUGGUUCUUUGUGAAGUCCUCAAAUACAACCACAAACCUGCAGAAAUCAACCUUCGCCAGAUGUGUAAAAAGAUCAUGGGUAUGGUGCUGAACCAGCAUCCUUGGUUUGGAAUGGAACAAGAAUACACUCUUCUCGGCACAGAUGGUCAUCCAUUUGGUUGGCCCUCCAAUGGCUUCCCUGGACCUCAAGGUCCAUACUACUGUGGCGUGGGAGCUGAUAAGGCCUAUGGACGAGAUGUUGUAGAAGCCCAUUAUAAAGCCUGUCUGUAUGCUGGAGUAAAAAUCUGUGGCACCAAUGCUGAAGUCAUGCCUGCACAGUGGGAAUUCCAAAUUGGCCCUUGUGAGGGCAUUGAGAUGGGAGACCAUUUGUGGAUCGCCCGCUUCCUCCUGCACAGGGUUUGUGAGGACUUUGGCAUUGUGGCCUCUUUCGACCCCAAGCCCAUUCCAGGGAACUGGAAUGGAGCUGGCUGCCACACCAACUUCAGCACAAAGGAGAUGCGCGAGGAUGGGGGUUUGAAAUACAUUGAGGAGUCAAUUGAGAGGCUUGCUAAGAGACACCAGUACCAUAUUCGUGCCUAUGAUCCUAAAGGAGGGCUGGACAAUGCCAGACGACUGACCGGCCAUCACGAGACCUCCAACAUCAAUGAGUUCUCCGCUGGAGUGGCUAACCGUGGUGCUAGCAUCCGAAUCCCACGAUCUGUGGGCCAGGAAAUGAAGGGCUACUUUGAAGACCGUCGUCCCUCAGCCAACUGCGAUCCGUAUGCAGUCACUGAAGCUCUUGUACGCACAUGUCUGCUCAACGAAGAGGGUGACGAGCCUGUGAAAUACAAGUGAAAUACUGGACUGAAGCGUCAUUUUCAGUAAUGAAAUAUCUUACUGACGCCUUGUAUUUUGAGUUCAUUAUUCCAUGAGGGAUUACACUAGUCAGGGGUGUCAAACUCAGUUCCUGGAGUGCCGGAGCCUUGCAGAGUUUUGUUCCAACCCUGCUU